UUACCAAUUCUUCCAUUCAUAUGAUUCAAAUGGACUGUCUUCAAUCCCAAUCCAAACCCACUUUCAAAUUCAACCAUCUUCCACCCUCCUUUUCCGAUGACUUUUUGCCCCUCAAUGCCGACGAUUUCUUCGUUGAUGGCUUACUGGACUUCUCUACAGACGCUGCUUUUGUCCAAGACGACGAUAAUUCCCAACUUCUAAAACACCCAGAUGAUACCAACAACCAAAAACCCUCCUCUGUUUCUCCGAUCAAAACAGACAACCACGACAGAACCACCGUCCCGGAGACGGAACUCUGUUUGCCGGUGGAUGAUGUGGCUGACCUUGAAUGGGUGUCGCAAUUCGUUGACGACUCAUUUUCCGGCGGAUACUUGUUAACAUGCGCGGAGGGGAAGUUACCGGAGAGGAAACUGGAGACAGAAACGGUGACUCUUGUUGCUGUAAACCCUUCUUUUAAGAGCAUGGUUUAUAAAAAAGCGAGAAGUAAGCGGAGUCGUACCGGCGGCCGUGUUUGGUCACUCCGGUCGUCGACGCCGUUGACGGAUUCUUCAGCUUCGUCUUCUUCCUCCUCGUCUUGUACUUCAAAACCUCUGCUAGCCUUAGAAGAAAUUUUGGGGAAAGCGCCGGUGAAGAGGCAGAAGAAGAAAAAACCGGCGGCGAUGGUUGAGACGACGGGUUCCGGCCAGCCGCAGCCUCGGCGUUGCAGCCAUUGCCUGGUUCAGAAAACCCCACAGUGGCGAGCCGGUCCACUAGGUGCCAAAACACUGUGUAACGCAUGUGGAGUUCGGUAUAAGUCGGGUCGGCUCUUACCAGAAUACCGACCUGCUUGUAGCCCCACAUUUUCCAGUGAAGUUCACUCUAACAAUCACCGGAAAGUUCUGGAAAUGCGGCGGAAGAAGGAAGAGGCAGUGGACGGCGGUGUAUCUCUUCCGGUUCAGAGUUCUUGAAGUGUUGUGAACCGGGUUUUGAAGUGAACCGGGUGAUGUAGGUUUAUGUAGGCAGUUUCAAUCGAGUAGGAGAGAGUCUUUAGUGUAUGCUAGUUUGAUGAAAUUGUUACUUCUACUUUGUC
Cynara cardunculus var. scolymus (artichoke) is the source of this 1069-nucleotide messenger RNA. Its product is annotated as GATA transcription factor 5. The record is from RefSeq and is a predicted model, not a curated record. Lineage: Eukaryota; Viridiplantae; Streptophyta; Magnoliopsida; Asterales; Asteraceae. Gene Ontology annotation, molecular function: zinc ion binding; sequence-specific DNA binding. Gene Ontology annotation, biological process: positive regulation of DNA-templated transcription. The transcript has 2 exons. Bases 21 to 947 code for a protein of 308 amino acids. Gene Ontology annotation, cellular component: nucleus.